UCUUUCGCCCAUCAUGCCCCCCGAAGGAGCCGGUGUGUGUGUGUAUGUGGGGGGGGGCAGGGAGAGAGACUCGGCUUCCCGUUGUGCAUUGCGCGCAAACUACGAAGGGCCGGCAGGAGGCGCCUCCCGUCAAGGGGCGAAUGCCGCCGGCGGCGAACAAGAACGGCCAGGCCGCGCUGGGCCUGCGGCCGCGAAAACCGCUCAGGCUGGCGAAUGGCUCCGCGUUGCCCGCCUCCGCCGCUCGGAAUCCCGGGUGGUUCUGGAGCCCGCUCGGCCUCGUCUCGCUCCUCAGCUUCGCCACGCGCUUCUACCGCCUGCGGGAACCGUCGCACAUCUGUUGGGAUGAAACACAUUUUGGAAAGAUGGGAAGCUAUUACAUUAACCGGACCUUUUUCUUUGAUGUCCAUCCACCUCUGGGGAAGAUGUUGAUAGGACUUGCUGGCUACCUGAGUGGCUAUAAUGGCACAUUUCCUUUCCAGAAGCCAGGGGACAAAUAUGAACAACACAAUUACAUAGGAAUGAGAGGGUUCUGUGCAUUCCUGGGUUCAUGCCUAGUCCCCAUCUGUUACCUCACAGUGCUGGAGCUGUCCAAAUCACUCCCUGCAGCAGUGCUCACAGCUGCCAUUUUGAUUUUUGACACAGGGUUCAUCACUCUUUCUCAAUAUAUUCUGCUUGAUCCUAUUCUGAUGUUCUUCCUUAUGGGAGCCGUACUCAGUAUGGUCAAGUAUAAUUCCUGUGCAAACAGGUCCUUUUCUGCCCCCUGGUGGUUCUGGUUGUGUCUGACUGGAAUAAAUCUUGCGGGUGCAAUGGGUGUGAAAUUUGUUGGGCUUUUUGUAGUCCUCUUGGUUGGAAUGAACACAAUCUGUGAUCUUUGGGAGUUGCUGGGAGACCUCAGCCUCUCGAUGGUCACUCUCGGGAAACACUUUCUGGCUCGUGUACUCUGCCUCAUUAUGCUGCCACUUGCCCUGUACACAGCCCUGUUUGCUGUUCAUUUCACAGUCUUAAAUAGAAGUGGGCCUGGUGAUGGCUUUUUUAGCUCUGGAUUUCAAUCCCGCCUGAUUGGUAACAACCUUCAUAACGUAUCUGUUCCAGAGCACUUGGCCUAUGGCUCUGUGGUAACAGUGAAAAACCUUCGUAUGGCAGGUGGCUAUCUUCACUCGCAUUGGCAUCUGUAUCCUGAGGGAGUUGGGGCACGGCAGCAGCAGGUCACUGCAUACUUACACAAAGACUUGAAUAACUUGUGGAUUAUAAAGAGGCACAAUGUGAAUGCAGAUUAUUCUGACCCAUCUUUCCCUGUGGAGUUUGUGAAGCAUGGAGAUGUUAUCCGUCUGGAGCACAAAGAGACGUCUAGAAACCUGCACAGUCAUCACCAUGAAGCCCCUUUGACUCGAAAGCAUCUUCAGGUCACAGGAUAUGGCAUAAAUGGAACUGGAGACUCCAAUGAUUUCUGGCGAAUUGAGGUUGUAGGAAGAAAACUUGGAAAUCGCAUCAAAGUCCUACGUAGUCAAAUCCGUCUGAUUCAUGUGGCUACGGGCUGCAUUUUGGGCUCAACUGGAAAAACACUACCAAAGUGGGGCUGGGAGCAGGUAGAAGUGACUUGCACUCCAUAUCAGAAGGAGACGCCUAAUACUCUCUGGAAUGUUGAAGACCACAUCAAUCCCCGGUUGCCCAAUAUCAGUUUGGAUGUUCUGAAACCUUCCUUUCCAGAGAUUCUGCUGGAGUCUCACAUGGUUAUGAUCCGAGGAAACAGUGGCCUCAAGCCAAAGGAGAAUGAAGUCACAUCUAAACCUUGGCACUGGCCCAUCAAUUAUCAGGGCCUCCGUUUUUCUGGAGUCAAUGAAACAGAUUAUAGAGUUUAUUUACUGGGAAACCCGGUGAUUUGGUGGAUAAACUUAAUCACUAUUGGAUUGUACGUUGUAAUGGCAACAUUUGUCUCCAUGGCUAUAAAGAGGGGAGUUCAGCUGACAACUGAGCACAAAGAGCUUUCUCAAGUCCUGUUGUAUGGUGGAGGAAGAAUUAUGUUGGGAUGGCUGCUCCAUUACUUUCCCUUCUUCAUGAUGGGCAGAGUGCUCUACUUUCAUCAUUACUUCCCUGCCAUGCUUUUUUCCAUGAUGCUGACAGGGAUUACUUGGGAUGUAUUCCUGAAAUUCUGUGCUGGGCCUCUUUCAGCCAAUAAUCGAAGAAGGAAGGUUUAUAAUUAUGGGAUAGCACUGUUGAUCUUGCUCAGUAUGUACAGCUUCUACCUCUUCCAUCCUCUCUCCUAUGGAAUGGUAGGACCUCUGGCUUCUGAUCCCAUUAGCCCAAUGGCAGGGCUCAGAUGGCUGGAGACAUGGGAGUUUUAGAUCCAGUCUGAAAGAAGAUGGAGAUAGAACAGAAGAACAGAAGUGGUGAAACCAUCCCAGAGUCUGCUUCCCAACUGCUUUUCUGUGCUGACUCAGUUGACUAUUUACCAUGCACUUUAAGAAAGAGAGGAGACAUCCACAAGGAAGAACCUCUCCUGUGGGGCCUUGGACUCCAGUUACUUGACUUAACUUCUACUUUAAUGUUCAAGCCAACCAAGCAAUAUAUUGUGUGUCGAGCAGCUAUAGCUUCCACAGGAGUGUCAUGUUUUGGGUCAGACUGAGGAUGCAUGUGUUUUGCAGAGGUGUAGCCUAUGUCUGCCUCUAUCUUCUCAUGUGUGAUUAGAGAGAGCACAGGAAAGAUUAAGCGUGUGUAGAGAGAAAACAAAUCUUUAAAAAUCAGGGUAGUUUACAUCCAUUUAUUUGGUAAUGUUUUAGAAGUUAUAUGUGUGUACAGACAUGUUUGUGUUCCUAGGAGAAUUCCACAGCUGCUGCUCUGUACUUCAGAAACUUGAACUUAAAUGUUUCAGUAGCUUGAGGUCUUCUGGGAUUUGUACCUUGCUUGUCCUUCAGACAAGAGGCAAUGAAUUGUCCAUAUUUUUGAAUAAUGCCUGUGCUCUCUGAGCACAGAUGACAACUUAUAGGAGCCUUACACGUGUAGGUGGCUUACAUCAAAUGGGGAUGAAGUCAUGACUUUCCCAGCAUUACACUGCUUCUUUGUUCAAAAAAUUCUAAAGCAGAAACAGCUGCUAAUUUUUAAAUUUUUGUAUGUUUCCCACCCUAUGUUUCUUUGAUGGGGAAGUAUGGUGCCUUGGGAGGGAUGCAAAAAUUACAUAAGCGGCCAAACCUGAUUCUGGGAACUGUCAUAUUGUUUCCCACUAAUCAUUCUUCCCAUUGGGAAGCUGCUAUCUUGCUAAUCAAUGUGUAGAGUAGGAAGAAGAGGCCACUAAGUCUGAAAUACUGGGUCAGUGAUACUUUAUUAAAUGCAUAUUACUCUUGAAGAUAAAUUAAACCUCUUUGAUGUGGUCAGCUGUCUGGAAAAAGUGAGUUCAGAAGAAAACUCUUCAGUUCAUUCCACUUCUGGUGGGAAGAAGGGUGAGCUGUUAACUAUAGUUUUCCAGAGCAACUUUGGAUUCAGCUUCAGUUACACAGCAUCCUUGAAGCCUCUUUUGUCAAUGAAAUGGAGGCCAUGCAAGAGUUCAUUUUAGCAUCUGUAUUAAAGCUUCCUAUUCCAUUUGUAUCAUCCAUCACCACAGAGCUCUUUCUGUUGGCAUGGAGACUAAAUGCCAACGACCUCAGGAGAGGCUGGACUGUUGUGAUGUAUGUUGACUGUUGGAGACUCAGGCAGCUAGAUUCAGUAAGGGAGAGGAAAUGCAAGACUAUCGUUGGCUAGGUUGUCUUAAUUAGUUUUAGAGUGCCAUGAUCAGUUUCUUGAAUCAGUUUCAGAAUAGCAAAAGUGAGAGUGGGGCAUUCCUCCCUCUCUAGUGCAGUUCUCUCUUUGCCCCCAGAGUAGCUCUAGAGGGCUGGGAAAUUCUCUGGAGCAGGUUUAUAGGUAGCACACUGUAAAGUUGCAAUGAAAAAGUGGGGAAGAGCAUUCCAAAAAUUGUGACCGUGGAAUGCUGAAUUUAGUUCUGUAGCAGUAUAAAGGUUCCCAGACUUUAAUGUGUACCUCUGUUGUUCACAACUAUUGCAAAUCACUGCAGUGAGAUUCUGAUUUUGAUAGACUUACUAUUUCAUGAAGCAGGAAGAACCCUCUCUGUUAGCUGACUUCAACCAUCAGAGAUCAUACAUAAAGAAAAAAGACUGCUUUAUUAGUAUAUAAUGGGAUAUUGGAAAGUAAACACAAUCAGGAUAUUGGGAAAAUCAAGCAGCUUCAGACUUACUAGUCUAGUGUGCUGUCACUUAGAACAAUGUCUGAACAUUUUACUUCUGGUCUGUCUGAUAGUAGGUUUUAGUCAAUAUUGCUGGAUCGCCUUUUUAACACUUGUAGUACCAAUUACAGAGCGAAUGUGUAGAUCCUGUAGGGCAAAGCCAUGGUCCUGAGUUAUUGUGAUGGAACAUGCAUUUGUUGGGUACUUGUAUGUUCCUUAGCUAGGGAACUCGUGGUCUUCCAUUUGGUAGUGAGUGUUAUGGACAUUACUGGUGUUCCUAGUCCAUCAUAGCUUUCUAUCCAUCUGUUCCUGUCUUACCUGGGCUUUGACAUCUUGGCUUAAUAAAUUGUUUCUGUCAUGUAGAAUAAGUUAACAGCAGCCCAUCAGUGUUUUGGGAAUCUGAUCCCUCUUCUUUCAAAACUCUCAGAAUAUUUGAUGCAGAAGAGACAAGAGAUCACAUUACCUUUGGCUCUGCAAAUAUAAUUUAUACAAGGGUUUUUAUAUGAUCAUUCAUUUCCCUACCCAUGACUACAUCAAUAUGGCCUAGGUUCAGGAUACAAAAGCCAAAUUUGCAUAUUUAAAUAAAUUCUAGAACCCCUUCUUCUCCUCCCACCGCAGUGAUCUUGCUGGAGUGCUAAGAAUUCUAUCAUGGUGAAAAGUGUGGCUAAAUAAAAUGUGUGUUUCAAGGAAUUUUGAGAAUUUUGCUUCUUUCCUUUUAUACUAAUGUAGGGAAACAAUUAGGAUUCUAAAACAGAUGUGGACAAGGAAUACAUAUGUAUAAUGCGGGACUUUGGAUGGGCAAACCUAUUUCUGUGCCCUGCCCAUCCCUCCAAAAUAUUUUUCGUUGAGAAGCUUUUACUGAAAAAAACAUAAAGAAAUAAAACAGUUGUGCUCUAGUUGCAAAGUAAGUCACUUUUUAAAACUUUUCUAGAGGUGUGCCCUAACAGACAUGACAAAAUUGUGUGGAUAUGUUUAUUAUAAUAUUAGAAUUGCAUAUACAGUAAAUUGUCUCUCAUGUCCCCUAGUGGGCACAAGUGGCAUUUUGAACAAAACAUUAAGGGACGGGCUGCAUUACCCCUGUUCUACAACACUCCUAGGAAAUAAGAAAGGGAAAAUCAGUAAUAAAAACAAUCUCUUUGGUCUGAGAUGGCCCUAUGAUAGCUCUCUCCCUAGACACUGUCCUAAAUAGGCUUCUUAUGAUGUCUGUUAGGUUCUAGAACUUCAUGUCCAGUGUGAGACAGACUAUUGUUAAACAAACAAUUGUGCUUUUAUUUAUGCAGUAUCUUAAUUAGGAAGCAUGCAGGAUUAUAUUAUUCAUUCCGAAAUAUAGAAUCAUAGACUAAUGGUGUUGUAAAGAGCCUGUACAGCCAGUGAGUCCAACCCCCUGCUCAAUGCAGGAUGGUUAUCCAAUUUUUUUUCCUCUUGAAUGCCUCCAGCAUUAGAAUGCUCAUCACCUCCUAAGGUGAUUGUUUCCAUUGCUGUACUACUCUAAUAGUUAAGAUUUUUUUCCUGGUAUCAUGUGGUACAGACCUUCUUGAAGGAUCACAUAUUUGAAUUUUUUCCACAUAAAAAAAAAUGAAGCCACCAUGGCACGUUGACUUGGCUUAAUCCUAUUUCCAUGAUAUGGUAACUUUUCACAAGUAUAAACUUUGUGAUAUGGAGGAACAUUCAUGCAAUCGCACCUGUUCUGAAGUGAGGCCUGUGUCCAUUUGGGGGCAAAUGUGCUGCAAAACAGUCUGUUCUGGGUUCAAUUCUCAAAGGAGUAUUUAGCAACACUUUGCAUGAAUGGAGAUUUCCUUCUGCCCAUGGAGCCUUUGCUUACCAUGUUUCCAGCAGAAAACCAGCAUACGUAUAUUAUUUCUGGAUCUAUAACUUGGUGGCUUCAAAUAAAUGAUGUAGACUCUGCCUUAGGCAACAGUGGCUGAAUUCUGUUGCUAAGUGUAGUAAAUUGCAACUAGAAUAGGCCUAUUGAAUCAGCAGUUAUUUGGUGAGUCAAUCCUCUGUAAGUUC
This is a messenger RNA of Pogona vitticeps (central bearded dragon), 6220 nucleotides long. RefSeq names its product protein O-mannosyltransferase 2 (gene POMT2). Gene Ontology annotation, biological process: protein O-linked glycosylation. Gene Ontology annotation, cellular component: membrane. NCBI's taxonomy places the organism in Eukaryota, Metazoa, Chordata, Lepidosauria, Squamata, Agamidae. Gene Ontology annotation, molecular function: mannosyltransferase activity. The record is from RefSeq and is a predicted model, not a curated record.